AUGAAUCUUGAUUGGCAUGAAUUUGGUAUUGUGAAAGAUCAUUUGGUUCGAUAUGGGAUUAUGGUAUCCUAUAAGAUUUGGUUGCACCAUGGAGAAUUGCCUGAUAAUUAUCAUGGUGAUUCCGGUGAUGACAGGGAUGAGAGCGAUGACGAUAACAGAGAUGAGUAUCCAGAAUUAAUGGAAGACCAUUGCAGAGGAACUUAUAUGGAUGAUGAUGAUGUAGAGAUGGAUCAUGAUGUUCGAAACUUUGAAAAAUUACUGGAAGCUUCCCAGCGUGAAAUGUAUCCUGGUUGCAAAAACUUCACUUUGUUGGCAUUUGUUGUCAAGAUGCUUCAUGUGAAAGUUGAGAAUAGAUGGAGUAAUAAGUCAUUCGACAUGAUUUUACAGAUAUUUAGGGACUUAUUGCCAGAGGGUCAUUUGGUUCCGGGGGAGUCUAGGUACAAGUUCAUUGGUGGAAAUGGUAUGAAGAUCCCUCGUAAGGUGUUGUGUUACUUUCCGUUAACUCCGAGGUUGCGGAGGCUGUACAUGUCUAGGAAAACGGCCACAGAGAUGAGAUGGUAUAGGGAUAAACGUGUAGAUGACGGGAUUAUGAGACAUCCGGCUGACACUGAGGAGUGGAAGGAAUUUGAUCUUAUUCAUCCUGAUUUUGCAAAAGAGAUCCGCAAUGUAAGGCUGGGACUGGCUAGUGAUGGGUUCAACCCUUUUGGGAACAUGAGCAAUGCCUAUAGUAUGUGGCCAGUCAUACUUAUGCCUUACAACUUGCCACCCUGGUUGUGUAUGAAAGAAUCUUUUUUCAUGAUGUCCUUACUUAUUCCUGGACCACAUGCACCAGGGAACGACAUCGAUGUUUUCUUGAGGCCUUUGGUCGACGAGUUGAAGGAGUUGUGGGACAAUGGGGUAGUAACUUAUGAUGCCUCCAAAAAAGAGAUCUUCCGGAUGCAUGCGGCUAUAUUGUGGACCAUUAAUGACUUUCCUGCAUAUGGUAACUUGUCUGGGUGGAGCACAAAAGGCUAUUUGGCUUGUCCACCUUGCAAUGAUGAUCCAUUAUCGCAUCGAUUGAGGAGUAAGAUUGGAUACUUCGGUCAUCGAGUUUACUUGCCUAGGAAUCACACUAUGAGACGGAGUAAGGACUUUAACGGUAGGACUGAACAUCACAUGAAAUCUUUGGAGUUACCCGUGGAAAAGGUACUUGAGCAGCUGGAUCAAUUACCAAAUGUUAAUUUUGGAAAGCAUCCUUUAAAGAGGAAAAGACCCUAUGAAUCCAUUGCCCUAAAUUGGAGAAAGAAAAGUAUCUUUUUCGAGCUACCGUAUUGGAAAGAACUGAAGGUGCGGCACAAUUUGGAUCCCAUGCACAUUGAAAAGAAUAUAUGUGAGGCAAUCAUUGGGACAAUGUUGGGUAUAGACGGGAAGAAUAAGGACACUAGUAAAGCUCGUCUCGAUUUGGAAGAUAUGGAUAUAAGGUCAAAAUUACAUUUAGAGAAACAACCAGAUGGAUCCAUUCGCAAGCCUAUUGCAUCCUACACACUAUCCCCAGAAGAGAGAGAGGGUUUUUGUGCAUUCUUGGCAUCGAUUAAGUAUCCUGAUGGGUAUGCAGCAAAUCUAUCGAGGACCUUUGUUCUAAAACAUUGA
Molecule: messenger RNA, 1629 nt
Organism: Asparagus officinalis (garden asparagus)
Lineage: Eukaryota; Viridiplantae; Streptophyta; Magnoliopsida; Asparagales; Asparagaceae
Exons: 3
Coding region: 1-1629 (542 amino acids)
Source: RefSeq, a predicted model, not a curated record